Molecule: messenger RNA, 2659 nt
Organism: Dreissena polymorpha
Lineage: Eukaryota; Metazoa; Mollusca; Bivalvia; Myida; Dreissenidae
Exons: 8
Coding region: 136-1473 (445 amino acids)
Source: RefSeq, a predicted model, not a curated record
CACUAUCAAUAAUAACCGAAGAUAACGACAAAUAGUAAUGUUGUUCUCAUUUCUUAUUUCAAUAAACCCAACUGUAGCGUCCUUCUUUAAGUCGAUAGUGUAGCUAUUGAGAAAUCUUAACUUAGAGUGUGCUAAAUGUACAAAUUGACAAUGGAAAAUAUUAAGUUUAUGUUUAGAUACUUCUCUCUGUGGAUGUAUUAUGCAGCGGGUCAGAGGAUAAUGUGCAAUAAUAUUCCAACGACCUGGACAGACGCUAUGUCCCGUUGUCAGAUGGUUGGAGGUAGUCAGGUGAUACCCGAUUCCGUUCAUGGACCUUUUAUUCAAUCAGCAAAAAACUCAUCUUUCUGGAUUGGACGUAUCAUAUCCAGAGAACUGAGCACGAAUGCAGGGUUAGAACAUAAACCUGUGGCAGACGUAUGUGAAUAUAAAACGACAUCAGGAACUGCAGAUUGGAGCGAUGUAAAACUUGGAAACUGCAGCGACCUGCAUAACUAUGUUUGUUGUCAAAAUACAACACUCGCAAGGGAAUCAAAUAUCGAAGAAUGCAUCAAAACAGGAACAUAUCUUCAGGCGAGUUCAUGCCAACAAACCUACGUUCAAACAAGACCAUGGUAUUUCCCAAAAGGUUCCUACUGGGUUAGAAGUAACUACAGCUAUACAGUACGCGAUUCUUCAGAACAACGAUUUGGUUCAGAAACGCAUGAGGAGCUCUUCAAGUGUGGACGAAUAAAUGGAAUGGAUUUAAAUAUAACUUUCGAUAACUGCUCAAAUAUGCUGCCAUCUUUAUGCGUUGUUUCAUCUUCAUAUAUAGUUAAUACAACUUCUGAAUAUACAGAGUGUAUACAUGUAUGGACCACAGUGACUGAAACCAAUGUCACAAGACCCCCGAAUACUUCCGAGAAAACGACAAACACGGCCGAUUUGAUUAAACGAUUUAGCUGGAUUACACAAUCGACAACAUAUACCAGUCGGUCACAUGGAAUCGAUACUACAUUGCCACCUAGCGCCUCUACAGUAGCAUAUUCCACAUUCGCAAGCUACAAACCACCUAAAACGCAGUCUGCACUUUCAAGUGUGAUCACUGUAGGUUUCACAACUAUUCGAUCCUCCAAAUCAACGCUCACCUUAUCGAAAUCUUCAUCGGAAUUUAACGAUUCAGUCGGAAUAAUUACAAUUGCACCAAAUAAACCAUUUGAAGCAUCCACGACUAAAUCAGCGUUAGCGAUUGGCCUCAGUAUAGGAAUUGUGACUGUUGUUAUUUCCGGAAUUACACUCGCAUGUAUAUUAUUACGAAGAAAGGCCGAUCAUCGCAGUGAAGAACACGAAUUGAGUGAAGUACAUGGCAGGAGAGAUAGGACAAUCGAAAGAACAAGUGAUUUUGUAGGCGGGUCAGAAGAAAUAGGAUCAGAAAGUGUGAGGUUUUCGAGCGAUAAUGCACAGUUUUCAAUAUGUUGCCUGUUUGAGGGAUGCUGACUUAUCCAAAUGUGCAAGCACUUAUUGAAGACAAGGUAAACUUGCCUUCCGCAAAUCUGAUGUAGUAUAACAGUGUGCAUUGGAAUCCUGCUGUAGCCGAAGUGUAGUGACUAACCCAAAUCAAAUGAAACUUAAGUGAAAUACACGUAUCCAGCAGUGCGUACACCUUGCAAGAACCAAUGAAUUAAUCAGUGUAAAUAAUAAUGGUGAAUAUAGUUUGUGAUGUUAAUAGGAAUGCAUACGGUUAACCUUUGUCUUUACCAGCAUAUCAGUGUUUUUCUCCGAAAGCUUGCUUAUUUCUAUAAAACGUCUAUUUAAACAUUACACUCAGCAAUUGCCAGUUGACAUGUGGCAGAUAUAGAUAAGAUAAUAAUAAUGGAAUACAACACACACACACACACACACACAAACAAUGCAUGGGCGAGGCAUUCCUUUGUCUAAGUCGUUAAGCAAUUAAGUUUUAAGUGUUUAUGCAAUACUAACUUUUUCUUGAGACUACAACCUUGUAUAUUAAUUUGUAUCCCAUGCCCAGAUGACAUCUUUAAAAUAUAACGAUAUACAAUUGGCACACAUUAAAAAUUUGGACAAAACACGAAUACAAUUCAAAUAAUGUGUAGACAAUAUUCAUAUUUAUAUAUGGAAUUGAACUAGUUCACACGAAUAUAUCGCUAUUGUAUAGAAACAUUGAAUAAUGCAACGAAAAACAAAGAAUCUAUAAAUAUCACAAAAACCCAUUGCUAUUUCGAGCUUAUCAGAACCGUUUAGGGUAGAAUGUAUGUGUCAUUCUUUAAAGAAGAUAGCGAUUUGAUAAUUAUUCAGUUUAUGAUAAGAAAGGGUUACGCUUAGAUUAAAAUAAUAAAUGUGUAUGCUGUCACAUCUAAAGAUGCCCACCCUUUUGGAUUGUAUCAUAUGACUGAAAUGUAAAUAGAACAUCAAUACUAUAACACAUAAUACAAAUACAUUAUUCGUUAUUGCUAUAUCGUUUUCUUAUCAUCAGCGUGUUAUAGCAACAAGGUGUAAGGGACACUGUUGAAGUCCAAUUGAUAAAACUUGACGCGUUCUCUAUAAGGGUCCACAAAAUACAAAACGCACACACACUUUGAAUGGCUGGAUACGUUACUGUAUUAUACCGGGUGUAUUAAAUUAUGUUCAUAGCAUACAUUUGUGAAAUAAAUAUUUUAUUAAA